This is a messenger RNA of Candida albicans SC5314, 666 nucleotides long. It is a transcript of the gene SBA1, whose product is annotated as Hsp90 cochaperone. The coding region runs from base 1 to 666 and encodes 221 amino acids. The record is from RefSeq and is a predicted model, not a curated record. Gene Ontology annotation, molecular function: protein-folding chaperone binding; Hsp90 protein binding. Gene Ontology annotation, biological process: chaperone-mediated protein complex assembly; protein folding. Gene Ontology annotation, cellular component: cytosol; nucleus. The transcript has a single exon. Lineage: Eukaryota; Fungi; Ascomycota; Pichiomycetes; Serinales; Debaryomycetaceae.
AUGUCCUCGACAACCACUCAAACUCCAACUGUAUUAUGGGCUCAACGUUCAUCUGAAGAUGACGCUGCCAAAAAUAUCAUUUAUUUAACCAUUCAAAUAUCUGAUCCAAUUGAUUUAAAAAUAGAUUUAAAAAGUGAUCAUUUAAUUAUUGAUUCUAAAUCUAAUGAUUCAGUUUAUUCAUCAAUUGAUUAUCAUUUACAAAUUGAUUUUUUCAAAGAAAUAGAUCCUGAUCAAUCAAAAAUUAAUACUGAAAAUGGUUCACAUAUUUUUAUGAUUCUUCGUAAAAAAGAUCAACAAGAAGAAUAUUGGCCACGUUUAACUAAAGAAAAAUUGAAAUAUCAUUAUAUUAAAACCGAUUUUGAUAAAUGGGUGGAUGAAGAUGAACAAGAUGAAGUUAAAGAUGAUCCAAAUGAUUUUGGUGGACCUGGUGGACCUGGUGGAGCUAUGGAUUUCUCACAAAUGUUGAGCGGCAUGGGCGGUUUAGGUGGCGCUGGUGGAAGUGGCGGUCCUGGUGGUGUCGAUCUUAGUGCAUUGGCUUCUCAAUUGGGUCAAGCUGGUGGUGCUGGUGGUGCUGCAGGUCUUGAUGGCGAAGAAGGCGAAGAAGGCGAAGCAGAAGCUAAAGAAGCGCAAGAAGAAUCAAAUACCACUGCUACUGAAAAAGAAUAA